Messenger RNA from Daucus carota subsp. sativus, 1059 nucleotides. Its product is annotated as zinc finger BED domain-containing protein RICESLEEPER 2-like. Lineage: Eukaryota; Viridiplantae; Streptophyta; Magnoliopsida; Apiales; Apiaceae. The transcript has 4 exons. The record is from RefSeq and is a predicted model, not a curated record. Bases 1 to 1059 code for a protein of 352 amino acids. Gene Ontology annotation, molecular function: DNA binding.
AUGUGUAUCACUGCACAUUAUGUUGAUGCAGAAUGGAAUUUGAAGAAAAAGAUUAUAAGCUUUUGUCAAAUUGCAAACCAUAAAGGCGAGACAAUUGGUAAAUUGAUUGAGUCGUGUUUGCUGGAAUGGGGAAUUGAAAAAGUUUUCACUGUGACGAUGGAUAAUGCAUCAGCUAAUGAUGUGGCUGCUGGUUUUAUAAGGAGGAGGGUCAAUGCAUGGAAAGGGUCCGUUCUCGGUGGUGAGCAUCUCCAUGUCCGAUGUGGUGCUCAUAUUGUAAAUCUAAUCGUGAAUGAUGGUUUACAUAAAUUGCAUGAUUCAAUAGCUGCCAUCCGGAAUUCUGUGAGGUAUAUCCAUUCAUCUCUAGCAAGGUUGCUGAAAUUCAAAGCUUGUGCUGAAAAAGAAAGAAUCAAUUACAAAGGGGGUUUGGUUUUAGAUGUUGCUACAAGGUGGAACUCCACCUACAUGAUGUUAGACGUGGCCUUGAAAUUUGAGAAGGCUUUUACAAGAUAUGAAGAGGAAGAUGACAAAUUCCUGACUACAUUUUAUGAUGUUACUCUGAAAUUUAGUGGAACUUUGCACGUAACAUCAAAUAAUUUUUAUCACGAAAUUUGUGAGAUUCACUCUCAACUGAAUGAUUUUGUUGAUGCAAAUGAUCCAUUACUAUCUCUCAUGGCUGCUAGUAUGAAGGAGAAGUAUGAUAAAUAUUGGGGCAAUGCUGAUAACAUUAACCCAUUAUUGUUUGUGGCUGUUGUAUUGGACCCUCGAUACAAAAUGAGAUAUUUGAAGUACUGCUUUGAAGCUGUGUAUGAUUUUGCAACAGUUGCUAGGCUGAUUGUCAAAGUGGAGUCAGUUUUGCAAUCUUUAUACACGUGCUAUAAUGUUGGAUCAAAAGGUGCUGAUAAUCAGGAACAGGGGCAAUAUGGUGGAACAAAGCUAAAUGAAUGUGUGGAUGACAUUCAUUCUUUUGAUUUUUUAAGUGGAGAUGAGAAUGAGAAGAUGGACAGUCGGACAUCGAAGGAGAAACUAAAGGGCAAGAUUAUCGAUGUUAUUGACGCGUGA